Adelges cooleyi (spruce gall adelgid) is the source of this 5708-nucleotide messenger RNA. Its product is annotated as collagen alpha-1(IV) chain-like. Bases 214 to 5496 code for a protein of 1760 amino acids. Gene Ontology annotation, molecular function: extracellular matrix structural constituent. The record is from RefSeq and is a predicted model, not a curated record. NCBI's taxonomy places the organism in Eukaryota, Metazoa, Arthropoda, Insecta, Hemiptera, Adelgidae. The transcript is spliced from 62 exons. Gene Ontology annotation, cellular component: collagen trimer.
CCCGGCGAGGCGUUGGCUGAUAAAACGUGGCGAGUAUACCGUUCUAGUGACGUCGCCGCCGGCCACCAAAAAUAUACAGUGAUCCACAGGGUCGGCGAUUGAUCAUGGUGCCCACCACGUGGUGUGCCGCAGCAGCAGCUUUGUAGCCAGCCACCGUCCAUAUUGUUUUAUCACAAUAAAAAAAAACCACUAACGCCCGCGAGUGUGUGCGUGAUGGUGCACGGCCGCGGAAACCUUUGGCGGUCCGCCGUGGUCGUUUUUCUACUCACUUGUCUGCUUUUAGUCCGGGAAACGCAACAGGCGGCUUGCAGAGGAUGUACUAACCCGUUCAAAUGCGAUUGCAAAGGCAUAGUCGGCGAACCAGGCGACAAGGGUGUAUUCGGUCUACAGGGAACGGAAGGAGCUCCCGGUGACACAGGACCCGAUGGACCUUUUGGCCCAAAAGGUGAAAAAGGAUCGCUUGGCGAUUGGGGCGAUAUUGGUCCUAAAGGAUUUCGGGGCGAAUCCGGCUUGACCGGAUUAACUGGAAUUGCUGGUGUACCGGGUUACCCUGGAUCCCCCGGACCUCAAGGUUUGAAAGGUCUCGAAGGAUGUAACGGGACGGAAGGUCUAUCAGGUAUUUCCGGUCAACCAGGUAAUGUUGGUGAACGAGGUCUUCCGGGCUCCGAUGGACCACUUGGGCCACGGGGUGAUCCUGGUGACGGAGGUGCUAACAGCAAAGGAGUAAAAGGCGAACAAGGCGAAUCCGGAAAUCCAGGUAGAAAAGGCGUGUAUGGUUAUCCAGGAAUUGAAGGCCCGUUUGGCGACAUUGGUGUCCCUGGACCGCAAGGACCUUUAGGAGACUUAGGUUUUGCCGGUGAGAAGGGUGAAGAAGGAGACUCCAAGCCCGGACUCAAAGGUGUUCUUGGAGAUGAAGGAGAUCGAGGAGAACCCGGACCCCCUGCCGACCCCUCUAGCCCUCCAGAAAAUUUGAUACCGACGCCGGAUGAUACAGCCCACAAAGGUCCUCAAGGGGAUUACGGACUGAGAGGAGAAUACGGACGCGGAGGACCUAAUGGCGAGUUUGGCGUUAAAGGACAAAUGGGCUUUCCUGGAUAUGUAGGAUUCAAAGGUCUUAAAGGUAUUCAAGGAAACGUUGGGCAACGUGGAAAAGACGGUAAAGACGGUGCGCCGGGUUCUAGUGGUUUAAAAGGUGACAAAGGAUCUCCCGGAUACGCCGGACUAGAUGGUUCAGACGGAGACAAAGGCGAACCAGGUGAAUCGGGACGAGCUGGAAUUCCAGGAGUGCAAGGAUACGAAGGAGAACCUGGACUGUACGAUCCGUCGUUGGACCAAGUUUACGACGGCACUGAAGGACCGCAAGGACCUAUUGGUCCGGACGGUCCAAAAGGGGAAGACGGAAUACCAGGAAAGGUCGGUCCUCAAGGAGUAAUCGGUCAGCCGGGACAACCGGGACCACCAGGCGUACCUGGAAUGAAAGGACCGAAAGGCUUGUCAGUAAAAGGAGAACUAGGAAUGGAAGGCUUGGCCGGAUCAAUAGGAGAACAGGGACCGCCUGGAGUUGCUGGACCUUUGGGUCCUAUUGGAGAAAAAGGUUUUCCUGGUUUGACGACAUACGGUCCUCCCGGAGAAGACGGUCGUCCAGGUCGUGACGGUUCUCCCGGGCCCAAGGGAGAGCGUGGUGAAGGAGGAAUGAAAGGUCUAAAAGGUUUCCCAGCGACUCGUCCCGGUGAACGAAUUGUCGGCCCUCGUGGUGCUCCAGGUCUUCCCGGGUUUCCGGGUCUGGAAGGAUUGCACGGAGUACCGGGAUAUCCGGGUAAUGACGGCAAAAAGGGAAUUCGAGGCGACGAUUGCGGUUACUGUUCUCCAGGUGUUCCCGGCUUAAAAGGUGAACCAGGUGACGAUGCGCCAAACGGAAUACCAGGAGCUCCGGGCCCUGCUGGUUUGAUGGGUCCCCGAGGGCCCAAGGGUGUGAUGGGAAGACCCGGUGUACCAGGACACAAAGGAUUGGUUGGGCGACCAGGUUCUGCAGGUCAGUUUGGAUAUCCCGGAAGUAAAGGAGAAAAGGGAAGUGUUAUUUUACCGGAUAACUACAUCUUACUCAUAAAGGGAGAAAAGGGACCGAAAGGAUUCACCGGCAGUGUAGGACCGGAAGGCCAACAAGGACCGACAGGAGAAGUAGGACCUCCAGGAAUACCCGGAAUGAAAGGAUUAAAGGGCUUCUACGGAGAACAAGGAUAUCCAGGAAACAACGGUUUUCCAGGACAACACGGACAACCGGGACAAAAAGGCGAGCCAGCUGAUAAUUUGGAUAUGGAAAGCUUAAGAGGAGACAAAGGAGAGGCCGGCCUGCCAGGAUCAAGAGGACCCGUCGGCGAUUUCGGCACUAAAGGUGAAUCGGGCGAUGUAAGUCAAGCUUUACAAGAGCUAAAAGGAGAGAAAGGCAUCAAAGGGUUACGUGGCAACAAAGGAUUCGAGGGGUACAAAGGACAAAUGGGACCACCUGGUGAUCAAGGUGAAAUCGGUUAUCCCGGAGCUUCAGGUGCAGCCGGAGCUGAAAUAGAAGGCCCACAAGGGUUGAAAGGAUAUCCCGGGAUUGUCGGGGACCAAGGGCCAAAGGGAGAAUAUGGAUUACCGGGAAAACCGGGUCAACCUGGACUACCGGCUAUCCCCAGUCAAAAGGGUGAUCGUGGAGAACCUGGACAGAGCAUACUAUACGGAGAACUGGGCGAUUGGGGUCCUAAAGGAGAGAAAGGACAACCGGGUGAAGAAGGCAUUCCCGGAGUCAAAGGUUACCAUGGAUAUGACGCUCCAGACGGCCUCAAAGGUCAAAAGGGUAGUCCCGGCUUGACUGGGCCAGUCGGUAGACAAGGUAACCAAGGAGAACGAGGCAUCGCCAUACGAGGGCCGCCAGGGUAUCCGGGUGCACCAGGCGCACCGGGUCUAGCUGGAGUUUUUGGAUCUAUCGGUCCAAAAGGAAUUGACGGCGAACCCGGUGACAUCGGGCUGAAAGGCAUUAGAGGCGAUUGGGGAUCACCAGGAAUAAGAGGAAUGGAAGGCGAUAAAGGACCACCCGGAUUACCGGGUCGAUCAGGUCUGAUGGGCAAAAUAGGUGACUUGGGUAUACACGGUGACGAUGGAGACGCCGGACUCGUGGGAGCAAAAGGUAUUCCAGGAAAACCGGGAAUCAUCGGAUUGACUGGUGAAAAAGGAUAUAGAGGAGAUUUCGGCAUGGAAGGUAUGCCCGGACUCGAAGGACUUCCCGGUGAAAAGGGUGUAAUCGGAGACCAAGGACUAACCGGUCUGCCUGGUAUUAGAGGCGAUUAUUCGUUCAGUGGUCCAAAAGGAGACUUCGGAGAACCCGGAAGAGACGGCGAAAUGGGUCCUAUGGGUACACAUGGGUACAAUGGCAGAAAGGGUGUACGAGGAGACAACGGAACAGUAACGCAUGGAGAUGAAGGCGAAAAAGGGCCAAAAGGUGAACCUGGAAUUGAUGGCAGGCCUGGAUAUUCAGGACGACCGGGCUUAAUGGGUGACCUCGGUAUUGUCGGAGAAAAAGGUGUCAUCGGAGACGAAGGUCCCAAAGGCUAUCCAGGACUCAAAGGACGGUCGGGCACUCCAGGUUUAAAUGGUAUUCAAGGACCACAGGGAUUAGCCGGAACACUUGGAAACAAAGGAGACCGCGGAUGGGACGGUAUGCCGGGCGAUAUUGCAAAACCAGGAUUACCGGGAGACACUGGAUACGGUGGUGCUUACGGUGAAAUUGGACCAAAUGGACCUAAAGGACCCGUGGGAGAGCCGGGAUACACAGGCUUUAUUGUCGCCACUAAAGGAGAGGAUGGAGAAAGAGGUCAUACUCCCCUGAGAGGCCCGCCAGGAUCACAAGGACUACAAGGGCUCUAUGGAGAAAAAGGGCUUAAAGGAACAGUUGGCGAUAUCGGACCAAGUGGCCCAACAGGAUAUCAAGGAAUACAAGGAUUAAAAGGAGAAUCCGGCGAUACUGGUCCUGUCGGAAUUCCGGGCCUACCCGGUAUAAAUGCAGAGCCAGGAGAGAAAGGACGAGGCGGAAUUGAUGGAUCUCCAGGAAGACCUGGUAUUGAUGGUCAAAAAGGAGCCCCGGGAGACUAUGGCGAUGACGGGGAACAAGGAUUAUCUGGAAUCCGCGGUGUUAGUCCAAAGGGUCCUAGAGGACAAGUCGGUCCCAGAGGCCUACCUAUUCCCGGAUCACCCGGUGUACCAGGUGUUCCCGGUAUUAACGGCAAGCCCGGUAGACUUGGUCAAAAGGGUGUGAAAGGCGAACCAGGCACAUCGUCAUUUGGAAUAAAAGGCCAAGUGGGUGACGUCGGACUGGACGGAUUAAUCGGCCUGGACGGUGAACGUGGAGACAUUGGCGAAUCCGGAUACGAUGGCAUACAAGGUUCACCCGGUGUAAAGGGUCUUCAAGGUCUUCCAGGACAACCAGGAAUUCCAGGAUUUAUGGGCAUGCCCGGCAUAAAAGGCAAACAAGGCGAUUACGGAGAAACACCGUGGUACAACGAAACCGCCAUCAUAGGAAGGCCAGGCGACCAAGGAGAUGUAGGACUACCGGGAUUACCGGGUCUACCCGGAGACAAUGGACUUCCAGGACGCGAAGGAUUACAAGGUGAACCGGGUGAAACCGGUUACCCUGGUCUUAUUGGACUUAGAGGUGAAAAGGGUCGCAAAGGAAUGGUCGGCGUUCAAGGCGCUACCGGAAGAACCGGACCGAUGGGAUAUCCCGGUCGACCGGGAUUAGACGGUCUGCCCGCGAUACCAUCCAAGCCGCCACCACACCGCGGCAACUUCUUCACUUACCAUUCCCAAACCGAACUCGUACCGGAAUGUCCCAAGAACACGGUUCAGCUUUGGUCUGGAUACUCUCUGUUGCAUUUCAUGGGCAACGCCAAAGCGCACGGUCAAGAUUUAGGCGCUCCUGGAAGUUGUUUGAAAAAGUUUAACACCAUGCCGUUCUUGUUCUGUAACCUGAACGAGGUGUGCGACUACGCCAGCCGCAACGACUACAGUUACUGGUUGAGCACACCCGAGCCCAUGCCGUUGAUGAUGACGCCAAUUAUCGGCCAAGACAUUUCCAAAUAUGUAUCCAGGUGUUCCGUGUGCGAGGCCCCCACCAGGGUAAUCGCCGUGCACAGUCAGUCGGUGUCCAUACCGGAGUGCCCGCAAGGCUGGAGCGAAUUGUGGAUCGGAUACAGUUUCAUAAUGCACACUGACGCGGGUGCCGAAGGAGGCGGCCAGUCUCUGGUAAGUCCUGGGUCGUGCUUGGAAGACUUCAGACCGAGACCGUUCAUCGAGUGCCACGGUCUGGGCAGGUGUAACUUCUUUACCACGGCCUAUUCUUACUGGCUGUCGACCGUCGAAGACCGCGACAUGUUCAGAAAGCCCAGGCCGCAGACACUGAAGGAAGGCUCGUUGAAGAUGCGCAUCAGCAGGUGUGCCGUAUGCCUAAGGUCUCGACCGUGAGCGAUCCAACCGAGCCCAAUACUGCUCGGCCGGCAUUUGAUUAUUAUUAACAUAUUAUUAAUUUUUAUUCUUACCAUUUUUAUAUUUAAAUAAUAUAUUUUAAAAAACGAUUGUGUUCUGUAUAAUAUAUAUAUAUAUCAUUAUAUAUUUUAUUAUUAUGAUUAAUAUUAUUAUUAUUUUAUUAUUUGCGUUAAUAACGUUAGGCUACAAGU